AUGAUUCAUCGCGCUGUGUUGGGAUCUGUCGAGAGAAUGGCAGCUAUUCUGACUGAGAACUAUGGUGGGAAAAUGGCCAUUUGGCUGUCUCCCCGACAGGCUAAAGUCAUAACUGUGCAUGAAUCGGUGAAUCCGUACGCAAGACAGGUGAAAGAGAAGCUGUACAAUGCAGGUUUUGAGGUUGAAUUCGAUGAAGGUUGCCCAGAUACUUUGAAUAAGCAGAUUCGAAAUGCACAAUUAGCUCAAUUCAAUUUUAUUCUCGUAGUUGGACAGAAAAGAAGUUGA
Molecule: messenger RNA, 285 nt
Organism: Cooperia oncophora
Lineage: Eukaryota; Metazoa; Nematoda; Chromadorea; Rhabditida; Trichostrongylidae
Source: the annotation of a GenBank genome assembly